Messenger RNA from Penicillium antarcticum, 2448 nucleotides. RefSeq names its product glycoside hydrolase family 55 protein. NCBI's taxonomy places the organism in Eukaryota, Fungi, Ascomycota, Eurotiomycetes, Eurotiales, Aspergillaceae. Gene Ontology annotation, molecular function: polygalacturonase activity. The transcript has 5 exons. Bases 1 to 2448 code for a protein of 815 amino acids. The record is from RefSeq and is a predicted model, not a curated record.
AUGUAUUGUGCUAAGCUGAUUGCCUCGCUCUCUUUGCUAGCAUGUGCCAGUGCGCAGCUGCUAGAUAUCCCUGAAUUGGAUGAUAUAAUCAGUGAAGCUAUGCAGCCCUUUGAGCAGUAUACUUCCUUCGAUGCUCCCACGGAAAUUGCCUCUGCUGCUGCGGCCGUGGAGACGGAUGUGGAUGUAGCUCAAGAAGUUCUCACCGAAACAGCAGCUGCAGACACUGCAUACUGGCUAGCAGACAUUGCUCACCAGGGGAAGGCGGCUUUCAAUGUAAACCCUUCUACCUAUACAGUCUUCCGCAAUGUGAAAGAUUAUGGAGCCAAGGGUGAUGGAGUCACCGACGAUACUGCUGCCAUCAACGCAGCCAUAAGCGCUGGUGGUCGUUUUGGCCCAGCAGGCAGACAGACCUCGACUACAACACCCGCGAUUGUCUACUUUCCCUCUGGAACAUACAUAAUCUCCACAUCGAUUAUUGAUUACUAUUUUACCCAGCUUAUUGGUAAUGCGAAUGCCAUGCCGGUUCUAAAAGCAACUGCAGGUUUCACCGGGUUGGGCCUGAUUGAUGGUGACCAAUACCAAAGCGAUGGGAACCAGGGUUGGACAUCGACAAAUGUGUUCUUCAGACAGAUUCGAAAUUUGAAACUCGACUUGACUUCAAUCCCUGCUGGUACUGCUGCCACUGGUAUUCAUUGGCCGACUGGUCAAGCUACCAGUAUUCAGAAUGUUCAAAUCGCCAUGAGCCCGGCUUCUGGAACUCAACACCAGGGUAUCUUUAUUGAGAAUGGAUCUGGGGGGUUCUUGACCGAUGUCACCACCACUGGUGGUCUCUACGGAGCCAAUGUUGGAAAUCAGCAGUUCACGAUGAAGAACAUGAUCAUCCAAAAUGCAGUGACCGCAAUUUCCCAGAUCUGGGACUGGGGAUGGACAUACCAAGGUCUCACCAUCAUCAACUGCGGCACUGCCAUUUCAAUUAGCAAUGGUGGUGUUGGAAACCAACUAGUUGGCUCGGUAAUUGUCAUUGACAGCACUAUCCAAAACACCCCAACCUUCGUGACCACCGCUUGGCAAAGCUCAACCAAUUCUACCGGAAGUCUCAUUCUGGAAAAUAUCGUGCUGAACAAUGUCCCUGUUGCAGUUAAGGGCGCAAGCGGCACUGUUCUCGCUGGAACUACAGGCUCAACGACCAUCACUGCCUGGGGUCAAGGACACAAGUAUACUCCUAAUGGACCAACUAAUUUCCAGGGCGCUUUUACUCCACCAACACGCCCUAGUGCUUUGCUUGCUAGUGGGUCGACUAAGUACUAUUCCAAGACCAAGCCUCAAUACUCCCAGUCGCCAGUCGCUUCUUUUAUUAGCAUCAGAAGCUCUGGUGCUAAGGGAGAUGGCUCGACUGAUGAUACGACUGCCAUUCAAUCUGCCCUGACCUCUGCUGCGUCCUCCGGCAAGAUUCUCUUUUUCGAUCAGGGAACCUACAAGAUCACCAAGGCCCUUUACGUUCCCCCUGGCUCUAAGAUUGUCGGCGAAGCAUUCCCCGUCAUCAUGGCCAGCGGCAGUACAUGGUCAAGCAUUACCAACCCCGUUCCUGUGAUUCAAGUCGGCAAGUCCGGGGAAUCUGGCUCGGUGGAAUGGUCCGACAUGAUUCUCAGCACCCAAGGCUCAACGCCAGGCGCUAAGAUGGUCGAAUGGAACCUGGCUGCCACGUCAGGAUCUGGAAUGUGGGAUGUACACACUCGAAUUGGCGGCUUCAAGGGAUCUCAGCAACAGGUAGCCCAAUGUCCCACUUCAGCAGGUGUCUCUGCCGCUUGUGAGGCUGCUUAUAUGUCCAUGCAUAUCACCAGUGUUGCGAGUGGUGUUUACCUGGAGAAUGUCUGGCUCUGGACUGCUGACCACGAUCUUGAUACUGGGAAUGACAUUCAGAUCUCGGUUUAUACAGGACGUGGUUUGUUGGUGGAGGGCAAGAAUGUUUGGCUAUAUGGCACUGGCUCCGAACAUCACUCGCUAUAUCAAUAUCAGUUUUCGGGCGCAACUUCUAUCAUGGCUGGAUUUAUCCAGACAGAGACACCAUACUACCAACCAAGCCCCAAUGCUGCCAACAGUCCAUACCCUACCAACACAGCUCUCAAAGAUCCCACCUUUGGCUCGUGCCUUGGUGGAAACUGCAACGCUCUCGGUCUCCGGGUUCUGAACAGCAAGAGCGUCAUCGUAUACGGAGCCGGUCUGUACAGCUUCUUCAACAACUACAGCACCACAUGCUCCACAUUCCCCUUACCCGAGAAUUGCCAGAGCAUGAUCUUCAGUAUCGAGGGUUCUACCAGUGGAUUGGUGGUGUACGCACUCAGUACUGUUGGCACACAGUAUAUGAUUGUGAAGGAUGGUGUGGCAUUGGCCAAGGUUAGCGAUAACCUGGCUACGUACGCUGCCACCAUUGCAUACUUUACAUUGUAG